This is a messenger RNA of Botrytis cinerea B05.10, 2729 nucleotides long. RefSeq lists its product as hypothetical. The record is from RefSeq and is a predicted model, not a curated record. Bases 1738 to 2085 code for a protein of 115 amino acids. The transcript has a single exon. Gene Ontology annotation, molecular function: iron ion binding; oxidoreductase activity, acting on paired donors, with incorporation or reduction of molecular oxygen; heme binding. NCBI's taxonomy places the organism in Eukaryota, Fungi, Ascomycota, Leotiomycetes, Helotiales, Sclerotiniaceae.
GGAUGAAUUAUUCUUUUUGAGCGUGUGGAAGCGUCUCAUAAAUUAAAAUGCCCACUGUCGAAAAAACGGCACCUCGCUUGUUUGGCGACAGGGAUGUCAUGACGGCAUGUUUGAAGAAAAUGUGUUGAUCGUGAUGGUGGAUCCUCAAGAUACAUAAUUUAGUUUUCUUCCCCAUACUUCCUUGCUCAUGGCACUCACGAGAUAUGCCGCAGCGACUUUAGGGAGUACAGUCAGAUGAAGUUUCGACUGACGUCCAGAUUCUCCAGGAGAUGAGCCAAUGAAAUUCCAAUAGUUUGUAUUCUUGAUGGAGCGUACUCUCUAUCUGCUAAUAUGGGCUGGACUGAGAAUCUAGCUGUAUGCACGAAUUUCCCCGAAACUGCAUCAAUCACGCAACUACCGGUCCCGACAAUGUGAUACCACCCCCACUACUAGAACGGAGUGCGGCAUCCUGGGUGCAGACACAACUUCUUUGAACAAAAGCUCAUGAGUGAUUGUAAUUCUUCGUAUCUGAUAUCGCUGCCUCCUCUGAGCUUUCUGAAAAGAGAUCAAGUUACUUGGGCCAAGAAACGAUGCCGCUCCCUCUCUCUCUACUUGCCGAAUGCACGGCAUUUGUCCUUGUAGGACUUUGCCUCAUCGUAAGUCAUAGUCUCCUUCCCUAUAACAGUUUUGCAAAAGCCUAAAAUCUGAAACAGAGAAUUGCUCGCGAAUACUUCUCGCCAUUGUCAUCUAUCCCCAAUGCAGGAGUAUGUGCACCGUACUCUCGACUGUUAUGGGCUUUCCCAACAGAAUUCAGAGGACGCAUAACCUUAGAUCUGCCCAAACUUCACCAGAAGCUCGGUAUGCUGAAGCAUAAUAAUUUGAACAGAUUGUACAACUGACAUAAUCCUAGGCCCUCUGGUUCGUAUCGGCCCAAAUGAAGUUUCAUUUUACUCCAUGGAAAUGUAUGAUGCGGUUCACAAGGUGAAUAGCAGAUUCAAGAAAGAUCCACGGGUAUAUGGAGAGUUUGUACAAGGUGGCAGUCCUGCUUUGUUCUCAAUAACGUAUGAUUCUUUGAACUUAAUAGUCGGACAUCAACUAAUCUUCUCAGUGACCCCGUGGAACAUUCAAAACGUAGAAGACUCAUGGGUCAAUUAUUCAACCGUAGCCAAAUGCAUAAAUUAGAAGGACUGAUGUUGCAUCAUAUCGAAGGUUUUGUGCAAAAUAUUGCAUCGAGCAGAGAUGGGGUGGAUUUGUUACCAGUAUGUCGCGCACUCGAAGCGGAUAUUAUGUGUAUUAUUGCCUGUGGAAGCCUUUAGGUGAAAACGUGCUGAUGGAAACGAUCCAGCUGAUUUCUCAUUCGGUCAUACGAUCGGUGCUCUCGAUGCAUACUUUCAAGGAGCCGAACUCGACAUGAUAGCAAAAAAUGAUCAAAAGGCCACUUGGAUGCCUCUGGUAAGCUCAAGUCGAGCCAGCUCAGAUACUUCUUAUAUUAAUUUUCCCAAUAGCUGACCAGUUUUCCCGGCUUGUGCAAUACGUGUGAACGGACGGAACAAAUUGUGUCUUCGAUAACAGGAUACAGGACCCCCUAUAGCAAAGCAAUGCUCGAUUUUCAUCAGGUAAGUAUCUUUUCAUGAAUAUUAUUGCAAUCUAUCAAUGCUUAGCGUCUAUUAGUGGGCGGAAAGAAGUUGGCGCACAGCGCUUUCAAACAACGCAAGCCAGGAAAAAUCGACUUCUCCCUUCCCAAAUUUGGUCCAGACCAUGGUCAAUUCAAAUCUGCCUUCUUCUACAGCCUUGUCAGAAGCGACAGAAAAUCUAGGUCCAGGCACGGAUACAACCUCAGCAACUUUAGCUCACAUUUUGUGGGCUUUAGGAAGUAAUCCUGGGUUCCAGGAAGACUUAUUCCAGGAUCUUGUUACUGUAUCUUUUGCCACGGAUAUGACAACCUUAGAGGGUAUACCUAGAUUGCGGGCUUGUGUAAAAGAAGGUAUCCGAUGGACUAGUGCAGCUACCGCCAUGCUUCCUCGUCUUGCACCCGAGGGCGGAGCAGAAUUCUACGGGCACUUUUUACCAGAAAAUGUAAGGAUUCUCGCUUCCCUUUCUCGCUGAUGAAUUCCUCAACAAGCGCUGAUCCGGGAUUCUGUCGUAGACAGUAAUCAGCUCAUCGCCAGUUUGGUAUCUUCACGAUCCAGUCGCGUUUCCAAGGCCAAAGGAUUUCGAUCCGUACCGAUGGCUUACAUCUGACGGACAGAAUAUUAGAGAUGAUCCUCUACGGGAUAAAUUUUACAUACCAUUUUCCAAGGGUGCAAAUAUUUGUAUGGGCGCACAGUAAGUCCACCUCUCUUUCUUUGGUACUGCCUGAGCAUAAGACUUACAUGGAUAUCUCACAAGCUUUGCAUAUUUGGAACUGUUCCUGUCAAUAUCCCAAGUAAUCCGCAACUUCCGAGUACAAACGCAUCCUUGGUCUCAGCCUCGAUCGUAUCCAGACGAAGCAAAAGGGUCUAGCCCUGGAGUGUUCCAGCCUGUCGAAUUACCAAAUCGAAGAGAGUGGGUUGCAGCUGUGCCCACUGAACGUUUAAUGGUAGCGCUUGAACCAAGGUUAUGAAUGCAAGGUAGACUCACAGAGGCGAUCUUGAUUAUAUGGCCCUUUGUAAAGGAAGAGCAAGAGGCACCAGGCACACAAAUUGUGGGAUAACAAUUUCUUCUCCCUCGUUACAUUCAAGGUCAAACUUAAUCUUGGCUAAUAUUACCUA